Molecule: messenger RNA, 975 nt
Organism: Aureococcus anophagefferens
Lineage: Eukaryota; Pelagophyceae; Pelagomonadales; Pelagomonadaceae
Exons: 2
Coding region: 1-975 (324 amino acids)
Biological process (GO): glucan catabolic process
Source: RefSeq, a predicted model, not a curated record
AUGGCCGCCACUACGCUCCUCGCCAUCGCCCUACUCCACACGGCCUCCGCCUCGCUCUCGAUCCGCGCGCGCUACCGCGGCGCGGACUUCCUGGAACACUUCGACUUCUUUUCCGCCGACGACCCGACGCACGGCUGGGUCGACUACCUUGACCGCGGCGACGCCAUGGCGGCGGGCCUCGUCGACGUCGCGGACGACGGCACCUUCUUCAUGGGCGCGGGACGACCGAAGACCGCGUCCGCGCGGCUGCCGUCCGUGCGCAUCGAGGGCCGGCACAGCAUCGCCGGCGGCCUCACGGUCCUCGACAUCGAGGCCAUGCCCGUGGGCUGCGGCGCGUGGCCCGCGUUCUGGAUGUGCAACCAGACGGAUCCGGCCACCGCGGGCACGCCCGCCGCGUGGCCGGCGGGCGGCGAGAUCGACGUCCUCGAGGGCGUCCACCUGAGCCGGGUCUCCGCGACGACGCUCCACGCGGGGCCGGGCUGCAGCCGCAAGUUCAAGAGCGCCUACGCGGCGCCGCCCUACGCGGGCAACGAGACGUGGAACGGCGACUGCAACGCCGGCACGGGCUGCGGCAUCGUCGGCGCCGAGGGCGGCAUGGGCGCGGGCUUCAACGACCUCGGCGGCGGCCUGCCCGACUUCUCGCGCGACGAAAUCGACACGGCGGACUGGCGCCUGCCCGUGGCCCACUUCUCCCUGGCCGACGACACGGGCUGCGGCGACGCCUUCAAAAACCAGAAGAUCAUCUUCAACCUGGCGUUCUGCGGCGACUGGGCGGGCAACGUCUGGGGCGCGUCGACCUGCGCGGACCGCGCGGCGACGUGCGAGGCGUUCCUCGAGUCCCAGUUCGACAACGACGACUACUUCGCGCACCUCCACUUCGCCGUGAACGAGGUGUCCAUCUUCCAGACCGACGCCCAGUUCCGCGACUCGCGCUACGCGCCGCCCCGGCCCGCGAACGCGUCCCACGCGCCUUAA